Molecule: messenger RNA, 5151 nt
Organism: Protopterus annectens (West African lungfish)
Lineage: Eukaryota; Metazoa; Chordata; Ceratodontiformes; Protopteridae
Product: potassium voltage-gated channel subfamily A member 1-like
Exons: 4
Coding region: 294-2048 (584 amino acids)
Biological process (GO): potassium ion transmembrane transport; protein homooligomerization
Cellular component (GO): membrane; voltage-gated potassium channel complex
Molecular function (GO): protein binding; delayed rectifier potassium channel activity
Source: RefSeq, a predicted model, not a curated record
CUGACGUCACUUGAAGGCAGAUUCUGAUCAGAGAAAGCACGAGCUGGCUGGCUGCUCAUCCGUGUCCCCCUCCCCUCAUGCCUUCUAAUUCUGUGAUUCCUUUCGUGUGAGAAAACACUUCUCCUCCCAUCACUGGUGAUUCUGCUUUGCCUGUCAGUGAAGGAAGAGGCUUGCUUGAAAUGCAGAAGUUGCUUCAGGGGCUGAUGCUCUCCGAUUUUAGUGAAGAGGGGCACAAACACAGUGCACGCUGAUUAUUGUUUCCCCUUUAAUUGUUAGAAACUCAUGAUCCUGGCAUGGAAAUAUCUUUGGGGACGGUGCCAGGCUCGACCCUCACCGGUGCAGGUCGCAUAGAAAGCUCAACUGGAGGUGCAGGAUGCGAUUGUCCAGGAGGACCAACCACAUUAUUGCUGUUACCCCAAGCGAAUUCACCCCCACUGACUGGUGACCACAUGGACAAAAGCUGGUGUGUUGAAGACCCCACUCUCCACACAGUUAGCCCUAUUAACCACCAUCAAGCUAGCAGUAGUAGUAGCAUGGACCACGACGACCUGGAUCCGAGCAUAAGGAUGGACCAUCAUCAUCAGCACCACCAGUCUGAGGACAGCGCACACCUAGAAAUGGCUACGUUACUGCAGGGAGAGAGCAAUGAGAAGGUGGUUAUAAACAUCGCUGGUUUAAGGUUCGAGACACAGCUCACUACCCUCGCUCAGUUUCCAGAUACCCUGCUCGGCGACCCGGACAAAAGAAUGCGCUAUUUUGACCCUCUGCGCAAUGAAUAUUUUUUUGACCGUAACAGACCCAGCUUUGAUGGCAUCCUAUAUUUCUACCAGUCUGGGGGCAAAAUACGGAGACCUGUUAAUGUAUCUAUUGACGUGUUUGCUGAUGAGAUCCGGUUCUAUGAGUUGGGAGAAGAGGCUAUGGAGAGAUUCAGGGAAGAUGAAGGUUUUAUUAAGGAAGAAGAGAAACCUCUGCCUCAGAAUGACUUUCAGCGACAGGUGUGGUUAAUUUUUGAGUACCCUGAAAGUUCCAGUCCAGCGCGGGGUAUAGCCAUUGUUUCAGUGCUUGUUAUCCUUAUUUCCAUAAUCACAUUUUGCCUGGAGACGUUGCCCGAAUUUCGGGAUGAGAGGGAGCUGCCUCUUGCACUUGGUGGCUUAGUGAACGUAACCACCUCCUCAGUGUCUCAUUACAUGUCAGAUCCCUUUUUUAUUAUUGAGACUACGUGUGUCAUUUGGUUUACCUUUGAGUUGGGAGUGCGUUUUUUUGCUUGCCCGAGCAAAGCAGACUUCUCAAAGAAUAUAAUGAACAUCAUCGACAUUGUUGCCAUUUUCCCCUAUUUUAUUACCCUGGGAACAGAAUUAGCAGAGCAACACACCAACAAUGGGCAGCAAGCGAUGUCACUGGCAAUUCUUAGGGUCAUCAGACUGGUGAGGGUCUUUCGCAUUUUCAAGCUAUCUCGUCAUUCCAAAGGUCUCCAAAUCUUGGGGCAGACUCUCAAAGCCAGCAUGCGGGAGCUGGGGCUACUUAUCUUCUUUCUUUUCAUUGGGGUGAUCCUUUUCUCUAGCGCUGUGUACUUUGCAGAAGCUGACGACCCUGACUCCCAUUUCUCAAGUAUUCCUGAUGCGUUCUGGUGGGCUGUGGUAACCAUGACUACAGUGGGCUACGGGGAUAUGAAACCCAUUACGGUAGGGGGCAAGAUUGUUGGCUCCUUGUGUGCGAUCGCUGGGGUACUGACAAUUGCUCUUCCAGUCCCAGUUAUAGUGUCCAACUUUAAUUACUUUUACCACCGGGAGACAGACCAGGAAGAACAAAUCUCUCUGAAAGAUGAGCCCAGCAGUGGUCAAGUGACCCCAAACAGUGAGCUCAAGAAGAGUUGUAGCAGUCCUUCACUUAGCAAAUCUGCUGGACAUAUAACAGAAAAUAGUCAGCGGGUUAAUAAUGGCACCAGAACAGUGGAGAAGGCGAACCUGAGGGCUAACAGUAGUACCAUGGACUUGAGAAAGCCCUUUUAUGUGCUGUGCUUAGACACAAAUAGAGAAACAGACCUGUAGCUACUCCAGCACCUGUGGAUUGCGUUUAGACUUAGGUAGUUGACUUAAAUUCUGCAAUUACACCGCUCUGGCGUGCAUAGAUGUGUGUUUUAUACGCAAGAACACAACAAGCACUUAACUGUCUCUUGGGGAACAUCUCUGCUGCUGUACACAUUAUAUAAUAGCAAUUUGAUGCAAAGCAUCGGACUGUCAUUUUGCUUUUGUUGUCGUGGCGUGACCCUUGUUUUAUACGAUUUAAAUAGUAUUUUAUUAAUGUUUUCAAGGGCACAGUGAGACAUACAUACAUACUAAGAAACUGCAUUCGGUGUUCUGCAAAGCCUGUGCUGUGAAGCUGCAGGAGGAAUGAGUAUUCCUUUAAUAAUAACCACAGAGGCGUGUUGUAUUAUAUACAUACGAGUUUUGACGAUUUCCUAGAUAAAAUAUAACUAUUUUUCAUGCGGGAGACUUGAGUUUUGUAUAAUAAUGUGAAAUAUAUUUAAGAUACAUGCAAACGUUUAUAUUUUUAGAAAGUCUUACACAUUUUUGUUCAUCCGACCAAAUGCUACUAUAUGGUAACAGUGUGUGUGUGUGUAUAUAAAAUGGUCAUAAGCUUUUGAAAUAUUUUGGCGCACCACACCUUGAUCUAGUGUUUCUGACUGGUGUGCAUACAGCACCUACCCAGAGAAGAAAAAUGGCCGCAGAACUGCUCAAAAAUGAUACCUAAAGUGACCCUUAAUGUACCAACAGUAAAAGGAUGAUUAUUCAAUGUUAUGCGCAUGGUGGUUCUGAAUACAUGCAUUUCGAGUUUGGUAAUGGUUUUGCAGCAUAGCUUACAACUUCUGGGUUAUGUCAGGAAAUCUACGGAUGCACACACCACAAACUGUACACAAUUUGUACUUUUCGUUCACUUUGCGUAGGAGACUGAGUUUAAAUCAUUGAACAUGGUGUGCUACUAACUAGCUAGAAAAGAUGCCGUACCAGAUAUGUGCUUUAGCGCCUACAGUGUGUGUGGCUUUGCUGGCAACAGUUGUCUCAAGGAUUAUUUUAAUCCACACUCGAAAUCUUAAUGUUUCCAAUGGGUAGAGCUACAGAAGAGAAACAAAAUGUAACAGGUCCUGCAUGCCAGUGUUUCAAGCAAUUGUCCUUGCUACUUCUUUCAGUGUCAAGGAGCACAGCCCUGUACCACCCAAUGGUGAAUACCAGCAUUCUAAAUAAAUGCAUACUGGAUGUAAAUAGACAAUUCAUGGCUGACCUGUGCUUGUGCUGAAAUUCCAUGUAAAAUGUCUUGCCGUGGCACUUUGGGAGUUAUAAUGCAGUAAAUACACCCAUUCUAAGACACAGAUUGUGCACUCUCUACUGGGGAAGUCUUUGCUUUGAAAACAAACAUUUCGUGGUAAUACACAAAAUUGCUCCAGGGCCUACCUCUUUUGGAAAUCUGCCUGCCAGGGUUUGUCAUGUGGUAGGCUUCCAUUUCUUAAAAAUAUGAAAUGAUGGCUCCAGGAAAAAUGCAAAAUAUGAAAAAUAUAAAAACAGAAGAACUGAGAGUAUGAUGGAGAAAUGGAAGACAGGAAGUAAGAAUCAAAUGGGGAAACUGUCCAGAAAGGAGAGCCUAGAUUUCAGUGUCAGGAUACAAAUGAUUGAUUUCCAUUCAAUGUGCCUGAAGAAAGAGAUUGACACAAAUCACCCAAAGUAAAUUUUGUUUCUCUCCAGCGUUACCACAACUAAGUGAAAAUGGAAUCAGCGACUGCUAAUUAACAAGGCCCAUCGAUGUGAACAUUUCAUCAUGAUCACUUAUUGGCUCUUUUGAUACCUCAAAUAAUAAUUUAUUAUCUUCAUUUCUUGAAGACAAUAAAUGUAGUAAUGAAAUAAAACAUAAUUUCACAUAAUUUCAGCAAAGAACCUGGCAAUGCCAUGCUACUUUCUAUAAACAGUAUAAAUCCUUUUGUAGCUAUAGCAGUUUUUUAGAAGCUGUAGUUACUGAAUGGUUUUAUAUUCAUAUAUUGUCUCACAAAUAAACAAAAGUAUCCUAUAGUAUGAGCAUGUAUGGUGUCUCACACCAUUAAAAUGAACAGUUACAAAAUUACAUGUUAUAAAAUGAACAGUUAUGAAAUUACAUGUUAAAGAAGUAACAUCCUUGUAUUGACGAUUCUGCUGCAUUAUAUCAAACUAAAAAAAAAAAAAAGUAAACAAAAAAGAACUCAAAACAUGAAUUGAACAUUCAAGUUUAAAUUUUGCUGCACUAUUUCUUAAGUCAGGUAUUUUCUCACUUGUAUCUUUAUUCAGCCUGCAUGCCAUUAUUUUGUUAAGUUGUCUUUGUUCUGCCUCCCAGUGUGCUGUAAACUGACUAAAUUGAUUCAUGUAUUCUGAGUUGGUUAUAAUGUAAUAUACUUGGCAAUAUAAGAAUUUCAAACGACCUGUUGCAUGAAAUGUGUACUUCUGUUAAAUAACAGUCAUUCUGAUGAUAUCCUGAUGUUGUAAUGGUGAAGGUACAAAUAUCAAUGCAGCAACCAAGAGUAGGUACAAACAAGAAGUCGGUAGGAAUUAUUUCAUGGUAAGAUUUUUACAAGGUGGAUUUUCAGCAAACAUAUAGGAUUAAUGGGAUUGUAAGGCACUUAUGUGUCAAAUACACAGUUCUAACACUUGUUGCAAAUUUUCAGGGGUUUGUUGCUGCAGUAUUUUGAAUUCGUUAUUCACUGCUUUGCCAACUUCUGUACACAGACGUCUGUCUUCACAACUGCGAAAGAAAAGCAUGAAGUCAAACUGUAUAUUAAUGUAAGGUUUCCAUUUUACUUAGCCAUUGUAAACGCAGCACUAAACAUAUCACUGAACUCACUGUUAGGAAAGGGAAUAGCAAAGCAUCCUUCUGAAAAAGCAUCUGUAAUUUGUCUCAAACUCAUAAAAAAAAUAAUUUCACUGAGCAGAAAUAUAACUUAAGUGUUCCACUAUUCAGAUCUGUAAUGCAAAGCUAGAAAACUAUUGCAAAACUGCGGCUAUGUCAUCUCCAUGGAUCUGUGUUCUAUUUAUCCGUGUUGCCAGUGUUUCUUUACAACUGUCACCUCAUGCACAAUGUUUUAAAGAAUAGUGCAUACUUUGUACUCUGAUUAAAGAGAUUUUACUGAUGAAA